This is a messenger RNA of Adelges cooleyi (spruce gall adelgid), 893 nucleotides long. RefSeq lists its product as uncharacterized. The coding region runs from base 96 to 797 and encodes 233 amino acids. The transcript has 12 exons. NCBI's taxonomy places the organism in Eukaryota, Metazoa, Arthropoda, Insecta, Hemiptera, Adelgidae. The record is from RefSeq and is a predicted model, not a curated record.
UGCAAAUUAUAUUUUCAUUUUACUUCUUUGGUUGAUAUAUCGACACACCGACCUUACGAAUAGUUGCAAGGAAAUCGCUGUAACACAAAAACACUAUGAAGCUUCUCAGUAUUCUAAUAACGGUUGCCUUUGUGUACGUUUCUCCGAUAAUGACAGGGGAAUAUGCAAAUUCGGUUUGCAGUACAACCAAUCACAUCAGAGAGGCUUAUUGUACAAAUCGCGAUGGACUGGAAACUGCAAUUUUAAAUUUAAUUAACGGAAAUAAAACGUUCGGUACACUUAAUUUGAUGUUGGCUAUACCAGAUAAAGCAAAUUUUAGAUUCACAAUUCAGCAUGACGAGUCAUUUAUUAUCAACUUACCAGAAAAUAUUGCCAUAGCUGAUCAGAAGGCAGUGCAAGAAGCAAUAUUCCAAGUUACAAAUAUCCGUGUGCCUGACCUUGGCCACCACGAAAAUUAUGAUAAUGAUCGUAGCACAUUGUUUUGGCUUGGAGAAGAUAGACGAAGAAUAAUGGGAUAUGUUACAAAAAUUGUACUUAUCAAUGCAAUAAAUAAAGGAAUACCAGAAUUCACCAACCUUAAUGAAAUAUGUAUUCUAAUAGGUUUGCUCCGAAGUAUGCGAUUCCCAGAUUCGUACAUAAAAACCGCUAGAGUUGAUCAAGAUGAUUAUGUUUGUAUUUUAACCUCACUAAAUGGCAGAUUCCAUUACAAACCUUAUAACGGCUCUAUUUUGUUGGUAAGUCCAGUGGGUGAUGAAUAUUUGGAUAACGUUUUGUAUGAGACAAUAACAUGGUUCUAGUAAAAUAGACCCUCAAUAGUAGUUUAAUAAAAUAAAUCACACUUACUGUUUUUAUUUUGACUUUAACAAUAUGUAUAUGUCGCACUUGUAUCUAAA